CGGCCCCCCCGGCCCGGGGGGAUGCGGCAGCCCCCAGCCCCAGCAAGGGCCGCCGGGCCGCCGGCAUCCCCGGGCUGUGCGCCCUGGAGUGGGACCCCGGCACCGCCUGCGCCAACUUCUCCCUGAUGUGGUACCACCGGCUGGAGACGGGGGCCUGCGAGCGCUUCUGGUACGGCGGCUGCGGCGGCAACGCCAACCGCUUCGGCAGCGAGCGGGACUGCGCCCGGGCGUGCGGCGGCCCAGGUCCCGAGGGAGCCGGCGCGGGCGAGGGGAACCUGACGCAGGCGGCCUGCCUGGAGGAGCGGGACGCGGGGCCCUGCCGCUCCUACUCGCCCAAGUGGUUCUUCGAGGGCCGCCGUGCCGGCCGCUGCUCGCUCUUCUGGUACGGGGGCUGCGGCGGGAGCCGCAACCGCUUCGAGAGCCGGGAGCAGUGCGAGGCCGCCUGCCUGCCCCGCGGCGGCGGGACCCCCGGCUCCCCCGGCUCCCCCGGCCCCGCGGCCACCAACGCCUCUGCCUGCGCCCCGGGGCCCGGCUGCGAGGGCUGAGACCCGGCCCCCCGCCGCCCCCCGGCACCGGCUCCCGAGCCCAGUUAUCCCGGAAAUCCCCGGCGCUGCCGGCACGCCCGGAGAGCCGGCACGAGGAUGCGGAGCGCUCGCCCUCUGCAGACCCGCUCCCUCCGCUCCUCGCCUCCCCCAGCCUGCGCAGAUGGGAAGAACAAGGACACUCGAGUUGUUGCACAAGGGCCGUGUGGUCGGACGCGCCAGGUUUCUGACAGCUCCUCACAGUCAGCUGCUCGGUGAUGAAGGGGAGGUUUGGAGGCGGCGGCGGGGCGCUGAGCCCUUGCAAAACUCUGCACCCCCCCCCGCCUCCGCUGCCGUCCGCCUCCUCCGGGCAGACCCCGGUGCCGAGGCCCUGGCUCCGGUCAGUACGGGUGCGUCCGAAA
Molecule: messenger RNA, 943 nt
Organism: Dromaius novaehollandiae (emu)
Lineage: Eukaryota; Metazoa; Chordata; Aves; Casuariiformes; Dromaiidae
Product: kunitz-type U19-barytoxin-Tl1a-like
Exons: 3
Coding region: 126-545 (139 amino acids)
Molecular function (GO): serine-type endopeptidase inhibitor activity
Source: RefSeq, a predicted model, not a curated record